GGAUGCCGGAAGUGACUGCGUGCGAAUCGGCGCGUUUGGAGGCCGGGAGAGCUGAGGUACCUGUGCUAGCAGCUGCUUUCAGCCUGCAAGAUGCCGGGUCUGGCGGCCGCAAGCCCUGCUCCUUCUGAGACGCAGGAGAAGAAGCCGUUGAAGCCAUGCUGCGCCUGCCCGGAGACCAAGAAGGCGCGCGAUGCGUGCAUCAUUGAGAAAGGAGAAGAGCACUGUGGACACCUAAUUGAGGCCCACAAGGAGUGCAUGAGAGCCCUGGGAUUUAAGAUAUGAAAUGGUGAGCAUGGUACUCUGAUUGGGAAGGUGGUCUGCUCUGUGAAUGACUAAUUCCUGAAGAAUGAAGAUAAUUUGAUAAUUUGGGGAGUUCUUUAUUGAACUUUGAUAAAUGGAAAAAGAAUUUAUAAUUUAUUAAAGAAAAAAAGGAAAUUCCUUUGUCAAAAGUC
Molecule: messenger RNA, 452 nt
Organism: Miniopterus natalensis
Lineage: Eukaryota; Metazoa; Chordata; Mammalia; Chiroptera; Miniopteridae
Gene: COX17
Product: cytochrome c oxidase copper chaperone COX17
Biological process (GO): mitochondrial respiratory chain complex IV assembly
Cellular component (GO): mitochondrial intermembrane space
Molecular function (GO): copper chaperone activity; copper ion binding
Source: RefSeq, a predicted model, not a curated record